AGUUACAAGGCAAAAUAAAUUUUGACAUUGUGCCGACUUGCAAUUUGUCUUUCUUCAGUUUUGAUAUUUCCAUUAGUUUUAAAUAGUUAAACAAGUUAAUAGCAGCAUGGGAGUUACUGAAACCGAUGUCGAAAUGAAGAACGCAGACAGUCCUCCAGGUUUGGAAGCCGGAGAUACUAAACGAGAUGUGGAUCUGCAAAGUUUACUGGAAAUUCGGGAGCAUGCAAGGCAAAUUGAAAAAGCUGUAGCCAACAAGGAAAAUCGGUUUAUUUUAAGAGUGCUGAGAUGUCUUCCAAAUACCAGAAGAAAAUUGAACGGUGCUGUCCUAAGGAGCUUAAUAAAUCAGAUUUACCCUGUGGCUGAAAGGGAAUCUUUGUUAAAUUUUGUAGAAGAAGCGACUGGAGAAAUAGACAAUGCUCAAGCAAGAGCAAGAUCAGCUGCCAAGUCCCCAGUGCCAGAGGUCGAUACAUACAUAAACUUAUUAAUUUUGGUACGUUUAAUUGAUACCAACAAACUACAAGAAGCAGAACGGUGCUCACAGGCUUUAAUGAAUAAAAUCACUAGUCAGAAUAGACGUACUAUCGAUCACAUUGCAGCCAAAUGCUACUUUUACCAUUCUAGAGUAGCAGAACUGACGAAUAAGUUGGAUUCUAUAAGAGCUUUUCUGCAUUCUCGUCUCCGCACUACAACAUUAAGAAAUGAUUUUGAAGGCCAAGCUGUACUUAUCAACUGCCUGUUAAGAAAUUAUCUGCAUUACUCUCUGUACGAUCAAGCUGACAAAUUAGUAAGUAAAUGUGUUUUUCCAGACACGGCAAGUAAUAAUGAAUGUGCUAGAUUUCUGUAUUAUUUGGGACGUAUUAAAGCUGCACGUUUAGAAUAUAGUGUUGCUCAGAAGCACUUGGUACAGGCUAUGCGAAAAGCACCACAAAAUGCUGCAGUUGGAUUCCGACAGACAGUCCAGAAGUUAACGGUAGUCGUCGAACUCUUAUUGGGAGACAUACCAGAAAGGCAGAUUUUCCGACAAGCUAGCAUGAGACACUCCCUGGCUCCUUAUUUUCAAUUGACCCAAGCUGUUAGAAUGGGCAACUUACAUCGCUUUGGAGAGGUAUUGGAAAACUUUGGUCCACAAUUCAGACAAGACCAUACUUACACACUUAUCUUACGUUUACGCCACAAUGUCAUCAAAACUGCUAUCCGUGCUAUCGGACUGUCUUAUUCUAGAAUUUCUCCGCAAGACAUUGCGAAGAAGCUUGGUCUGGAUUCUGCAGAAGAUGCAGAAUUUAUCGUAGCUAAAGCCAUUAGGGAUGGAGUUAUUGAGGCAACGUUAGAUCCACAAGGGGGUUAUAUGCGCAGCAAGGAAAGUACCGACAUCUACUGCACAAAAGAACCGCAAAUGGCGUUCCACCAACGUAUAUCCUUCUGCUUAGAUUUGCACAAUCAGAGCGUUAAGGCCAUGAGAUAUCCACCAAAAGCCUACGGCAAGGAAUUGGAAUCUGCCGAGGAGAGAAGAGAACGUGAACAGCAAGAUUUAGAGCUAGCCAAAGAAAUGGCUGAAGAAGAUGAUGACGGUUUCCCUUAGACCAUUUAAUUGUAACUGUCUGCAUAUAUUGGAUAUUUCUUUUUGUAUUUUAUAGAUGAAUAAAUCUUAUUUAACUCAAAA
Messenger RNA from Anoplophora glabripennis (Asian longhorned beetle), 1660 nucleotides. RefSeq names its product probable 26S proteasome non-ATPase regulatory subunit 3 (gene Rpn3). Gene Ontology annotation, biological process: ubiquitin-dependent protein catabolic process; regulation of protein catabolic process. The transcript has a single exon. Gene Ontology annotation, molecular function: enzyme regulator activity. The record is from RefSeq and is a predicted model, not a curated record. The coding region runs from base 107 to 1579 and encodes 490 amino acids. Gene Ontology annotation, cellular component: proteasome regulatory particle, lid subcomplex; proteasome complex. Lineage: Eukaryota; Metazoa; Arthropoda; Insecta; Coleoptera; Cerambycidae.